Diachasma alloeum is the source of this 6015-nucleotide messenger RNA. RefSeq lists its product as uncharacterized. Gene Ontology annotation, molecular function: 1-phosphatidylinositol-3-kinase regulator activity. Gene Ontology annotation, cellular component: phosphatidylinositol 3-kinase complex. The transcript is spliced from 7 exons. The coding region runs from base 641 to 3253 and encodes 870 amino acids. The record is from RefSeq and is a predicted model, not a curated record. NCBI's taxonomy places the organism in Eukaryota, Metazoa, Arthropoda, Insecta, Hymenoptera, Braconidae. Gene Ontology annotation, biological process: phosphatidylinositol phosphate biosynthetic process; intracellular signal transduction.
CGACGACGACGAGCUAUGGCCCGUUCAGAAAACAUCAGUCUGCCCCUGGGGGGGAGGGGGGGGCGCAAAAACCCUACCACGGAGAAAUUCUUACGUUACUUACCAUUACUUACCACUAUUACAUCAGCAAUUAACAAUUUAUCUUUGAUAUUAUUAUAAGAGUUUAAUCAACUUUUAUCAAUUUUUCAAUGGAAAAAUUGUCUAAUUUCUAGUGUUUUAUCUGUCGGUGGAGACAAUUAACGAGUAUAACCAAACCAAGUGUUCCCCACCGGCCCCUCUACUGCCUCUACGCACUGUCUUGCCCCGGUUUUUCGUGAAGGGCAUGGGCGUGCAUGUGUCGUCGCUCAGUUCUGUGAGAAUUCUAAUGGCAGAUUGCGGUUGAGGUGUACGUGAGGAUUGUUUAGUAAAGGGAGCAAUUAUAUAAAAGGAAUAGUUGACAGUAAUCAUGAUGAUUUAUGCUACUGCGGAUGAUGCUGUUGUAUUCAUUGACGACUAUUUGGCAUUGUUUCUCCAAAAUAGUCAUGCACAAAGGUUUUUAGAUGAUAAUGUAGAACAUCCAGAGACUAUUGAUAAUCUAUUGAGAAGAUUCAACUCUUCGAAUCGAGGAUAAAUAUCGAUAUUGAGGAAUUUGGUGUGAACAAUGGAUUCUCCACCUUCGUGUUCACUUAGUGCCACUGGACCUCUCAGUGAUAUUGGCAGCAGUGGACUUGGUGGAUCUAUAUCCAGUGAUUCUGUCAGAGCACAACUUGCUAUUGAGAUGCAGGAGAGUGACAUCGAGUCAAAGUCUCUCUCCCAAGACUCGUUCGACUACUCGGACGGUAUGUGCCACCAGAAUUUCAAUACCCUAAAAAAAGGUCCAGGCUGGGCAGACCUGGAUCCGAAGCUCUCAGUGGAAGACGUGGCAAUAAAGCCCCCCCCAGAGUUCCAAGACAGUCCCUCUCCCCCAGACUCAAUCAGGGGGAUAUCAAAUGCCCCAUUGAUACUGCAUUACCGUUUGCGAAAAGUGAAAAUUCCCUCGUGGAUUGACGAGUUGGCAGAUUCCCUCAUCCAUCAGAUGAUCUCCGAAGCUCUUGCUCUGGCUUGUCGUGUCUCGUGGCCAGAAAGUCAGCUAAGUCACCUCAGUCUCAGUCUCAGUGUCUCUCAGUCUCGCCCUGACAGGCAGCGGCUGUCUGUCAGUUGUCAGGCUCAUCAGCCCCCGAAACAGCGCUUCUGGGCAUCUGAAAUGCUACCCUCCUCCUCGUCACGCCAGGCUAGUCACACAGCUACAAUAACAAUCACCCCCUACAAUACCUUAAACCGUCCCAACUCGAGAUGUUCCCUAGCCUCCUCUCGUCUCUCCUCUUCCCACAACUCAAUAAAUACCUCGGGCCUCUGCAAAGCCGACGACAGUAGUUUCAUCACCUCAGCAAUGUCUCACGACGUUUUGACAACCUCCGAGAUAAGUGACAUGUACAAUGUUCCAUUUGAUUCGGACAUCUACACUGUUCCCAUUGACGUUAUUCGCCCUCUUCAUGAGCUUCGUACCCCUCAGCGUCCAAAACGCCACCGUCAUCACCGAAAACGCCGAAGAAAUGUCUCAGCAAGCUCUCAGAGUGAACUUGAGGCUCACAUUCAACAGGCGAGACACUACUGUGGAAAACCACGUGCCAUAACUCAUGUCAUCAAGUCUCAGAGACUCUUGGCUGAGGUCUGCUGUAGCGACACUGGAAAUGGAAAACGUCACAGUGUUCCAGGUACAUCAGGACGUCAUCGUGCCCCCAGUCAUCAGCACAACAAUAUCGGAGAACCUAUUCACAUGACCCUGCACGAGGUGAGACAGUACCUGGAGACGCUGUACUCAAGCUCCAGUGACUCUAGUGAAAAUAAAAUCAAGAGAGAUAAAUUACCCAGUCAGACGCCUAUUCAUCUUGGCAUAUCAAAGGGUCUUACUGUAAAUAAUAACAACAAUAAUAAUAAUAAUCAUAAUAAUAACAAUAAUAAUAAUAAUAAUAACAAUAAUAAUAACAACAAUAAUAAUAAUAAUAAUAAUAGGUACAGUAAUCCGCAUACGGAUUCUUCCACUGAUACUCCACUAUCUAAUAAAAGCACCAAUGGACUGAUUAACAAUAAUAAUAACAAUGGAAAUGGUAGAAAGCAUAAGAAAUGUGGAUUGGUAAAUAAAUAUAAAAAGAAAGAGGAGGGAAAGGAGGGGGGUGGCAAGGGUGGCGAAGUGGAGAGAGAGAAGAUGAAGAAGAGUCAAAGGAACUUUUCGUUGAACUUGAAGCAGACAUUGUGCAAUAUAUUUAGAUUUAGGAGGCUUGGCUCGCCGGAGAAUUUUGCUGAUAAAAGGAAUAGUAUUGUACAGGGUGACAUUGUAGAGGAGGAGGAGCAGGAGCAGGAGCACGAGCACGAGAGGGGGGAGAAUGACGGCCUCGGUAUUGCUAUUAAUAAUAAUAAUAGUGGUGGGGAGGUGGGGGAAGUGAAGUUGCCAUUUUUUAAGAGGGCUUUGCCACCGCUUCCCAGGAGUAAUGGAGGUGUCGGACAUGUGGAGCAGGGGGAGGAUGCAUUGACGUCCAUUGGAAUCGAAAAGGGGGAUUCACCGGCUUCGGUGCAACAGAUUAACAGCCCUGGAAGGGAGGGAGGAGAAGUGCUGCCGCCAGAAGAUACGAGCAUGGACUUUGCCGCAAGCAUUGAGAAGGUCAAGGAUUAUGGUUGGUAUUGGGGGCCAAUGUCCGGUGAGGCUGCCGAGAAGAUCCUGUCGAAUGAGCCCGAUGGAUCAUUCAUCGUGAGGGAUAGCAGUGAUGAUCAUUAUAUAUUUUCAUUAUCCUUCAGGUUGAAUAGCUGUGUAAGACAUGUGAGGAUAGAACACGAUCAAGGUAACUUCAGUUUUGGCAGUUGCACAAAAUUCAAAUCUCACACGAUAGUAGAUUUCAUUGAGAAUGCAGUGGAGCACUCACGAAGUGGUCGCUAUUUAUUUUUUCUUCAUCGUCGUCCUGUAUUGGGUCCCAUGAGAGUUCAAUUGCUUCAUCCAGUAUCAAGAUUCAAACAAGUCCAGUCACUUCAACACACCUGUCGUUUCGUCAUUCUAAAAAUGGUUCGCAGAGACCUAAUUCCCACCCUACCACUACCACGUAGACUUAUCGACUACUUAAGUACACCCCAUUACUACAGCGAACAAUUGGCUGAGCAGGAUGAUCGAGCUGAAUCACCAGUUAGUUCGUCCACUGGUGAAUUAGAGAAGAUUUGUUUUACACCCCAGGGCGGCCUAUCGUGAGAGUUUCCUCGCAAGGCAAUUAUUUCAUAUGAAUCAGUGUUCCUGCGAUUGCACAUUGAAAUGCAGCUGCAUAAAUUUCACUAGUUUGAAAGUAAAAGAAACAAAAUUAUUACUAAUAUUAGUAAUAAAUUUACAUCAUUCAUAUUGACCACAUUCUUCAUAGUAUCAACCAGUUGACAAGUGAUUAAACAAGUGUAAAGAUGGGACUCAUGUAUAUGUAUAUGCGCGAUCGACCAAAGUAAAAUUGCUGAAAAUUUAGGAAAAACCAAAAAUUAACAGAUGGAGAAAAGUGAAAAUAUUACCAAGUGUCAUUGAUUGACGUUUGUUACAUCUUUUACUUUUUUAACAAUUUUUUACUUUGAAUGAAAAUGUCAGACAAACGAUGAAUGCGAAUGCGAGACAACGUUGAUACACCUAUAAUUGCCUAAAAAUUGCAAAUAAGCUACAUGAGUCGCGCUUCAUGGUGUGAUUAUUCAAAUUAAUGAACUUAUAUCGUGACUGUGAUGCUUGUUCAUCAAGCCAAGCACAAUUUUCAAGUUGAUGAAGCCAACGUUUCAUUCAAUUGUUUCAUGACUUUAUUAUUUUUUAAUUUAUUAUUGUUUUAUUAUUAUCUCGAUAAUCAGUGAGUUUAUAAGGGAAUGUAAGCAGACAUUUUCUUCCGAGAAUUCAAUUCUCUACAAAAUAAAAAGAGCUAUCGAUAUUUGUCAAUUAAUUGAGUCAUUCUUGAGAUAAUUGAACAAUUACCGAACAUUGAUUUUUUUCCUCAUUGCGAUUACUAUCUUCAAUCCAUAAGUCACCGUGAAUUAUUAUUAUUACCAUUAUCAUUAUUUUCGAUAACCAAUCGAAAAUAGACAUGUUAUAAAUUCAAUAAAAAUCAGUGCAAAAAAAGUGGUGAAAUGUAAUGUAACUUAAUCUUUUUAUCAAUAAUCGAUUUUCAUUUUUGUGAUAAAUGAAACAUGUUUUUGUUACUCUCCUCUAUUCCAAGGCAAUUUAACAAUACCAGAAUAAAUUAAUCAAACUAGUUAAAUCAACUUUUCAUUGAAAAUUUCUUUUCUAGGAUCAAAGAUAUUUACAAAAAACCGAUGGCUACUUGGUGGGAAAAAAAAAAAAAAAUGAAUAUGUAAUCUUUACGUUUCACCACUUAGUAAUAGCUGAAUUGAACGAUAAUGACCCACUGUCAACUUUAAUUGGAAUUAUAAAAUGUUUAUCAAUAUAUAUAUAUAUAUAUAUAUAUAUAUAAUGUUGUUAAUUGUUGCAAUGAGAGGAACAUGCUAGUCAUUAACAAUAGAAUUUAAGAUUGGGCCUCGAACUGACUCGAUCAAGGAUACCAGGGUUAUGUAGUAGAGAAUGAAAAUAAGAAUACGAAAUGUUCCAAGCUCAUAUGCAAGUUCAUGAAUAUAGGCUAUUAAUUAUUAAUUAUUAUCAUGUGGAAAUGACUUUUUGUACAGUAGAAUUUUUCAAGCUAUUGGAUAGAAAGAAAGGAAAGAUUAUAAGUAAUUAAUUAUUACGUAAGUAGUGAAUUUACUCCCCUUUGUAUUUUUAUUACUGAUAAGUGUGGGGUUAUUAAUUGGUUCGAGGCCCCUGUCUUAACUCUAUAACAUGACAUGUUAUAGGGGAUUUUUUUUUUCAACCGAAAGUUUCCCAAUGACGAUGAAAUUUCAUAUGAGAUGAUAAUUGUUGUUCUACAACAGAAUGAUCUAUAAAUAGAUAUUGGGAUAAUGCUCAUAGAAAUUCAGUUUCUUUUUCUGUCAAGUUUUUCCCAAAACCUUAAAUUCCUCCUUAAAAAAUAGCCGAAACAUUGUAUGGUUUUUAAAUACAGAGCGUUUUCCUACAGAGAGUAACAAUUCCCAUAGAAUAUCCGGGGCAAUAAUCACCUUUUGUAGCAUUGAUCAUUACAAAAAUUUCCUUCCAUCUUCUCAUGGGAUUAAAUCAUAAAAAUUUCCCAUUUGAAAAUCUCUAAAAGAGUCCUACUGGACAUGUCAAUAGAAUUGUUUCAUAUGUGAUAAUUCUCUUCAGUAUUGUCUUCAGUUUACAGGUAGGGGAAAUAGAUCGUAUCUAUUAACUACUGUGUAAAAAAUAAUAAUGAAUAAUUCUUUGAUACAAAUAAUCUCUUUGAAUUUACGUGUAAUUCACAUUAUGUUAUGCAGACAAUUUGUACCAUUAAAACAUUUUUGUGUUCAUUGAAACGAAUACUUUCAUUCAUUAUUUUAUCAAUUGGAAUUAUUUUCCAUGCGAGAGAAUAAUUGCAGUCGAUCAUGUUGCAAGAAGAUAGUCCCAAUCGAUACAUAUAUCCCUAGUUUACAAAAAAAAAAAAUUGAACAGAAAAACAAUUUCAUCACCAAGUUCGAUUCGCUAAUUGAGGGUGAUUACAGUGAAUUGAGAUAAAUUAAUGAGCGAUAUGAGAAGCACUCACGUGAUUUUCCUACUAGAACAUAGUUGGAACAUAGAUGGUUUGUAUAUUUUCAAAAAAGAUAACUCUUGACAUUUUCACUCUGACAAAGCAUUUGUUUUCAAUAUAUUUGCAUCAUUAAAAAAAAACUGGAAUCAUUUGGGUUACCUGAAGCGAAAUCAGAUUAAAGUGUUAACCAUGGAAUUAUCUCAUCAACGAGGAAAACUUUCGUUAGCUACAAGAAAAGUUACUUUACAGCCGAGAUUAUUUCAUAAUUAACAACGACGUUUCACCACUUUAAUGAGAAAUGAUUAUAUACAAUUAGCAUUCACUCAAUUAAUGAGUGAGAGAGAGAGAGAGAGAGAGAGAGAAA